Messenger RNA from Mucor mucedo, 1252 nucleotides. Its product is annotated as cAMP dependent protein kinase regulatory subunit. The record is from RefSeq and is a predicted model, not a curated record. Lineage: Eukaryota; Fungi; Mucoromycota; Mucoromycetes; Mucorales; Mucoraceae. Bases 20 to 1210 code for a protein of 396 amino acids. Gene Ontology annotation, cellular component: nucleus; cAMP-dependent protein kinase complex. Gene Ontology annotation, biological process: regulation of protein phosphorylation. Gene Ontology annotation, molecular function: cAMP-dependent protein kinase regulator activity. The transcript is spliced from 3 exons.
CUCAUACAAUUAACAUCAAAUGUUGCAAGAUACUCACCCUUUUACAAAAGUCGAAAACAAGGAUUAUACUGAAUUAAUCGAAGAGUUAAACCAAAUGGUUAUCAAGGAUGACCCGGAAGACCUACUGCAGUAUUGUGCUACCUUCUUUUUAAAUAAACUACAGCAUGAACGCGCAGAGACUCGUCAUUAUGAUGAACAUCCACUCGGUAACGGUGGGAACGGUGGGUUUGGUUAUUCCGUGGAUACCAGUGGUAUGAACUCGGUGGAAGAAGAAGAGGAGGAAGAACGAGACACGGUGGAUGAAAUGCCUUCCAUAUCUGGUCCUCCACCCAGUAGUCGGGGAAGACGUACAUCAGUCAGUGCAGAGUCUUUACAGCCCUCUCGACCCAGUCAAGAACAUAUCAAAGUCUAUAUUCCCAAAAACCUGGAACAAAGUCUCCACAUUCGUGCCGCCAUUGAGAAUAAUUUCUUGUUCAAGAAUCUCGAUGAAGAGCAAUAUACCGAUGUCGUAAACGCCAUGGUGGAAAAACAAGUACCCGUCAAUACACAUGUCAUUGAGCAAGGCGGCGUGGGUGACUACUUUUAUAUUGUCGAAUCCGGUCAAUUGGAUUGCUUCAUCGAUGGCGUCAAGGUCACUUCAUACGGCCCAGGUGGGAGUUUUGGCGAAUUAGCCUUAAUGUACAAUGCGCCACGUGCAGCCACUCUCAUCGCCGUCACAGACUGUGUUUUAUAUGCUCUUGAUCGUGUUACCUUUCGCUCCAUUUUAAUGGAAAAUACCGCUCGUAAAAGACGCAUGUACGAACAAUUCUUAGAAGAGGUGCCAAUCUUUAAAUCUUUGGAAGUCCAUGAACGUCACAAAAUUGCCGAUGCACUUGAGCCUUUAAAAUUCAGUGAUAAUGAAGUCAUUCUUCGUCAAGGUGAUAUUGGUGAUAACUUUUAUUUGGUUGAAAGCGGCGAAGCCGUCUGUUACAAGCAGUUGCCCGAUGGCACUCAGAAGAAAGUCAUGGUUGUCAAAAAAGGCGGCUACUUUGGAGAACUGGCCUUGCUCAAUGAUGAACCACGUGCCGCUACUGUGGUUGCCCAUGGAAGACUUAAAUGUGCCACACUGGGAAGAAAAGCAUUCAUUCGACUUUUAGGUCCUGUCAUGGAUAUUCUGAAACGCAAUUCUGAAAAUUAUCAUGCUGUGCUUUUACAAGCUAAUCCCGCAUAAAAAAUUGUACAAUAAAUCAUUAAUUAUUCCUGAGUAACAUUA